Aedes albopictus (Asian tiger mosquito) is the source of this 739-nucleotide messenger RNA. RefSeq names its product trafficking protein particle complex subunit 5 (gene Trs31). The transcript is spliced from 4 exons. The record is from RefSeq and is a predicted model, not a curated record. Gene Ontology annotation, biological process: endoplasmic reticulum to Golgi vesicle-mediated transport. NCBI's taxonomy places the organism in Eukaryota, Metazoa, Arthropoda, Insecta, Diptera, Culicidae. Bases 137 to 715 code for a protein of 192 amino acids. Gene Ontology annotation, cellular component: TRAPPI protein complex; TRAPPIII protein complex; TRAPPII protein complex.
UGCUGUCAAAAUCCAGCUGAUACAAAGUUUUGUGAUGUUGUUGUAAACAAUCAGUGCUUUACCGUAAAAUCCUAAGAAAUUUGAAGCAUUAUCAUUAGUUAAUUCAUUACCGCUAUCAGUGAUUGAACCUCGUGCAAUGGAGAAAAUUAAUUUGAAUCUUUCGACGCGGACGAAAGUCAGCAUCCUCGAUAAACCGCUGAGCCGUGGAAAGGGGGAAGUUUCACUGAGCUGCUAUGCGCUGCUCUUCUCCGAGGUGGUUCAGUAUUCGCAAAGUCGAGUAAACACCAUUCCAGAUCUGCAGAUUAAAUUACACGAUCUUGGGAAAGAUGUUGGAUGUAGAAUAAUCGAUUUGUAUUUUGUUAGGGAGCGUAACUCUAAGCGAGAAACUAAACUAAUUAAUAUGCUGUUAUUCAUAAAGACGACGCUCUGGAAGACUUUGUUCGGAAAGGAUGCGGACAAACUGGAGCAUGCAACCGAUGACGAGUGCACGUACUAUAUCAUCGAGAAGGAGCCACUGGUUAAUAAAUUUAUCAGCGUUCCGAAAGAUAAGGGUUCGCUGAAUUGUGCCGUCUUCGUGGCCGGCAUCAUUCAGGCGGUACUAUCAAACUGUGGCUUUACCUGUCAAGUAUCGGCUCACUGGCACAAAGGAACCACCUACAUGGUCAAAUUCGAAGAUCACGUUAUCAGCCGAGACAAACAGUUGGAGGAAAAAUAAACAAUUUAUUACAUUACCAUUUAA